This is a messenger RNA of Chara braunii, 3484 nucleotides long. Lineage: Eukaryota; Viridiplantae; Streptophyta; Charophyceae; Charales; Characeae. The record is from the annotation of a GenBank genome assembly.
CGGCCGCGAGAGAACCUUUGGGGAAAUCGAAACGGAAAGUGGCAACUGAAGAAGGCGAUGGCCAGAAGAAACCUCGAAGCCGGAAGACUGCUGAGGCGGCAAGUGGUGGCGAACGUCCUGUCGGUGAGGAGUGAGACGAAGCGGCAGCGUGCUGGCUCGAAUACGAGCGGAACGAUGGCGGUGAAAUCGUGGAGAAGGAGUUCCCCGUCCAACUGCUCAUCGACCCCAGGAAGGUCUCCCGCCUUAAAUCGCGAAACUGUGGACGACAUCAAGGCUGCGAUGCUGAGUCAAUUCCGCGAGAAAAAGAGGAAGAUCUGGACGAAAAACCCUUUGGUUCUGGCACCCAUCUACAAGCCGGUGACACGUAAGCCGGAGAAAGCUGACAGGGUACACAAAGAUGUCUUCAACCCAGAGGACAAGGACAAGUACUACUAUUACCCUGUUAACGGACAAAACACCGUGGCUGUUGUGAAGGAGUUGGAGGGUGAGCCAAUAUUUGAUUUGUGGAAGAUGCACUCGUGGCCGGCGAGAGUAGUGUGGUUCUCCGACCGAGGUUCGCGGGGUAUAGGCAGGACGUUGGCAGAAAAACAUUUAUCGCUCGCCGACAAGGAGUAUGUCGCUGCCGUUGGCAAUGCAUUAAGGCAGUGGAUGCCACUUGUGACGGCCGGUGAUGACGUUUUCCGCAAAGCCAUAGAGUUCUACGCGAAAUGGGUGGAGGGAAAGUUGUUGGGCGGCGACGGCAAGACGCCAUUGUCGAGGCCGGGCAAAUACAUGCCAGACAAAUUUUUGGGUCUGCAAGCAAUUCCGAAAAUGGGCUCGAAAGGGGCAGCUGGUGAAACGAAGAUGGGGUGGCUGGUCCGGGUCCCGCCGCCUCCGACCAAAAAGAAAACGCAAGCGGACGACAAGUUUUUCGUGGUCGUGAAGGAGCCAGACAUGUUCUGUUGGCAGUGUCUCGCCGACAUGAUCGAUGUCGAGAAACUGUCGAUCCUCGACAACAUUCUCGCACUAAGGGGAGUGUUCGUGCAAUCCGCAGGCGGGCAUCUGAAGCGUCAGCAUAAACCUGGAAUUAAAGACAUGGUCGCGGCGAGGAAAGUGGACUGUAUGAUGCUCCGUAUGUUCCACUACAUCUUGUUCCUUGAAACGGAGCAGGACAAACGUGUUUGGCGCUACGGGAGCCCUUUUUUCCGGAUCGAGGGGCGACUUCUGGAGGAGUUCAUGCCGCAGGGCCUCACGAAACAGGUGUGGGUCGAAAUGCGAAAGCAUUUCCAGGGCGCGGUGGAGUACGUGAACACUUGCAAACGUACUCUUCCGCACAAGAAGGAGUCCCUCGACGACGCGAAGAUAUUGUACGAUGAUGACAGUCGACGGAGAAACCUGGUGUUCGGUGUGCUCAAUGGGUACCACGAUGCACCUAGGGAGUCUGUCUCACAUUUCCUGAGAAGGCAAGAGCACGUUUACUUCACGCUGGCCGAACCGCUCACCCUCGAAAACUACAAGUCACAGUUUGACGAGGAGGACCCUUUCGACGCUGAAGACAUGGAGGAGCUGAGCGACUCCGAAACCUUCGAUUUUGAGUCCAUGCCACUUCCUCGGGUGGUUGGACAGGUUGGUGAUGAAGAGGAAGGUGGCCCUCGGAGAUAUAGCACGUCCCCUGCCGGUUUGAAGCGUGUGUUCCGGGGCGAACCAGUCGACGACCAAUCGUCUGAUGACGGGGAGGAAGAGAGAGACUAUGAUCACGAACCUUGUGACAGGCUCCUUCAGGACCACGACACCUGGAAGAAUGACAGACUCUACUUCUUCGGCAAGCAUCACCGGUUCACGUCGGAGGAUGUCUGGGGACACAACGUCGCUUGGCACCCGAGGAUAUUCCAACCUGCAGUGAAGAAUGGAAUGUGGGUCAUGGCAAUGAAGGAGGCCGAUGGCAAGUGGAGUGGACUGAAGAGACAGGGAGCGGGUGCAUUUAAGAGAACGACGAGACAUGCUCUGGUGGAGCAUUUGAGUCUUAUGAACCCCGAGAGGAGCGAUCCGGACGUCGCUGCGUAUGCAGAACAAAAGCUAAAUGAGUUGUACGCCAACAACAUGUUAGAGUUUCAAGCGCCUUUCUACACACUCGAAACGGCACCGUCUCGUGGCAUUGACUGGCGCAUGCCGCAACCUCUGUCGGGCGGUCAGCAUCCGGGAGGGGGUGGAGGAGGAGACGAAGGAGACGGCGGAGGUGGCGGAGGAGACGGCUCACAGUUGGCCAGAAAGGGGAUGGGCGAGGCAUCGUCGGUAGAGAAGGCGUCCGGCGGAAAAGGGUCAGGCGGAAAGGACUCAGGCGGAAAGGGGUCGGGCGAGAAGGGAUCGGGCGGGAAGGGGCUGGGCGGGAAGGGGUCGGGCGGGAAAGGGUCCGGCGGGAAGGGGUCGGGCGGGAAGGGGUCGGGCGAAAAGCGUAGAACGUUCGGGAGUUCCCAGUAUAUGGAAACUGACCCCCACUGCGUAGGGAGUCGAGAUUCCGACAUGCGAGACGAGGCCACCCUGAGGUCUGAUCAAGUGCGAGUAGAUUCGCACUUGUUUGCGAGGACUUUGUUUCCCGUUGCCGAGGAGAGUCCAUCCUGCUGAGCUCCGGGUGAAACGCAUGCUCUACAGCGGGGAGAGGAGACUCGACACUGGCCGACUCGGGAAGACGUGAAGAGGCUCCACGCACGAGCGCUUGUGAUCGGGACGUCCGAAGAGGUUCUGCACAGUCGUUCGGCUGUGGCCAUGAUGCGAGAGGGUGUCGUUAAGGGAGGUCAGUGGACGUUCGUGCAAGCUCCCGUUCUUGGCGACGAUGAAGACGAAGAAGAACCCGCAGUGGAAGCUCGGGUUCAUGACGAUGAGAAAGGCGAAGAACCCGUGGUGGAAGGCGGUGAGGUGACUGUCGGCAUCCAGACGGAUCCACAGCGGAAAGAUGGUGAUUCUUCGCCCACCCGUUGCGGUGAAGAACAGGGUGGUCGAGCGUCUGUCCUAAGCACCGCUCGGAGAAUGGUGCUUCAUGAAGCCAUAGAGUUGGGUGACGACUCGGCUGCCACCGAGCUGGUUAGCGACUCAGGCGUGGCCGAGAUGCAGAACGUCGAAUCCUCCGUGGAAGGUGGUGAGGUGGCCGUCAGCAUCAAGAUGGAUCCAGAGCAGAAAGAUCAUGAUUCUCCGUCCACCCGUUGUGGUGCAGAACAGGGUGAUCGAGUGUCUGUCCUCAAUACCGGUCAGGAAAUGGUGCCACAUGAACCCAUCGACUUGCCUAGCGACUCAACUGCCACGGAGCUGGUUAGCGACACAGCCGUGGCCGAGGUGCAGAACCUCGAAUCGUCCGUGGACGUUGGCGCAGUGGCGCGACAGGAGGGGCGAGUUCCCUUAAAGGCCUCCCGAACACGGUAAGAUUUGUGAAUAGGAGCACUCGCAUAUCUGUCACUAGCCAGCUCUGUGUUCGUCCAAAUCGAUGUCAUGGGCUAAUGUACCUUUUACCACU